AUGCUGCAGCUUCAGGGGAGCAUUGCGGAGGUUAGGGAGAUGCAGCAGCAACUCGCGGAGAUGGACAAGGCGGCUGCGCAGCCCGGAGCCGCAGAGCCCCAGAGGCCUUCUCCCGCUGCACCAGCAGCAGCAGCAGAACCUGUUCCUCCUGCUGCUGCUGCUGCAGAACCUGCUGCAGCAGCAGCAGCAGCAGCAGCAGCAGCAGGGGACUGCGGGUGCAGCGCGGAAAAGAAAGAAGACUGCUGCCAGGGGGGAGGCGAGAAGCACAAGGGCAGCAGCGGGAAGUUCUUUCACCACUUGAAAGAAAAACUGCAGCAGCACCACAGCAAGAAGCACUAA
This is a messenger RNA of Eimeria necatrix, 339 nucleotides long. RefSeq lists its product as hypothetical. The record is from RefSeq and is a predicted model, not a curated record. Bases 1 to 339 code for a protein of 112 amino acids. NCBI's taxonomy places the organism in Eukaryota, Apicomplexa, Conoidasida, Eucoccidiorida, Eimeriidae. The transcript is spliced from 2 exons.